AGAGAGAGAUGCAGGUAUUAACUGGAGGUGGGGAGGGUAGCGCAGUCGUUGCUGACCGUUGGGACACCAAAUGGACAGGAGGGGAUGUGUUGUUGUGCUGAUGGCUUUCUUUCAUCUCCUUCCUUUAUGAACUCGACUCUUAAUCCAAGCGGUGACGCAGGUGUAUCCUCCUUAUCCACCCUCCGGUGUACUACUACCACCUAUCCUAAAUUUCCAUGCGCCGCACCUUUCCUUUCAAGUCACCAGAGGGGGAUUUUACGCGCCGUAGUGGGAAGAAUAACAACAUGUUAAAUGAAAUCCGGUGCGUCUCUUUUGUGCGCCGUCUGGUCCUGCCGUUGUGAAAUGUGAUGCAGGGUCUGCAGCCAGCACAGAUGACUUGAACCGGGCGGCACAGGCGGUUGCAACUACAGCACUUAUUUCAGAAAGAGAAGACUUAUCGAAAACCAUGACUGACCAGUACAGUAUGUUUCUCACCACGGCGCCUCCCCUCCGCCGAGGAAGCACACCCCUGCCUGUCAAACACCAGCUGCGAAGGGAAGAGGCCGUAUCCGAGGACUGCGAUUGGAUCCCAGGCUUGGAGGAGCCUGCCAUGUUGCCUAUCAGUGACCCAUCUGUGCCUCGGGAUGAGUCCUUCAGCCAAUCGGCAGCCACCCAGGCGGUUUACCACAGCCACAGUGGGGCAUUGAGAAUAGUGCUGCUGGGACAGAAUGGCGUGGGCAAGUCGUCGCUGGCCUUAUCUCUGGCCGGGCAGUCGGACAGAUCCCUCUCUAUAGACUCUGAGACACAAGCUUGUGGUGAGGGCUACGAGUGCACAGUGACAGUUGACGACGAGGACAGCAAAGUCAUAAUUUUCGACAACUGGAAACAGGAUCUGUCCACUCUGCAGUGUGAUGUGUGUAUCCUGGUCUUCUCAGUGACUGACAGGCGAAGUUUCCACCGUACUGCCCAGCUCCGCCUUCUCCUCAGGGAGUCCCAGCCACAGACACCAAUAAUCCUGGUGGGCAACAAGAGCGACCUUGUCCGCUCCCGUGAAAUCAGUGCAGAGGAGGCCCAAUCCAGCGCCAUGAUGUUUGACUGCCAUUACCUGGAGCUCUCAGCCUCUUUGGACCACGGCACCAAUGAGCUGCUCGAGGCGGCGGUUCGGACUGCAAGAGGCGACUGCGUGGGCCCCGGGUGGGCUGACGGAGACCCCGGGGCAGGCCGCAGGGAGAGCCUGACCAGCCGGGCUAAGCGCUUCCUGUCGGGGCUAGUACCGCGCUCAUACGCCCGAGACCGGGACCGUGGCCGCUACCGGGAGAUGAGCCGCCACCGUGGCAGCAAGAUCCUCCGCCAGAAAUCCCGCUCCUGCCAUGACCUCAGUGCACUGUGACACACACACACACACACACUCAUACAUACAGUACACACAGGCAAAGAGAUACACACUCCCACACAUAUACGUAUACGUACACACACACACACACACACACACACACACACACACACACACCAGAUUGAAAGAUAUGGGGGACAAGUAAAAGAUGAAGAGAGGAAGAGGGUUAAAUGGAAAACAGCAGGGAGGAGCAGAUGAAUAGACGGAGGGAUGGAGAGGGAGAUGGAGGAGCACAUGUGCAGUAGAAUUAACGGAGAAUGAGGGAAUUUUGGCAGAUAAAAGUCAAGGGUGGAGAAAGGAGAUGAGAGGGAGAGGAGGUGGGAGGGAAAGAUGGAUAGAUAUAGCAGAAAUAUAAAGAUAGAUAUAGCAGCAGCCCUGAACCUUUAUCUUUUACCUAUCAAGGGGAGAAAGCAAUUUUUUUGGAGAUAAAGAGGCCAGGUUUGAGAGGAACAGAAUAGAACAAAUAAAUAAGGAGGUGAGCUUGAUUUGCUGCUUCAGCUUGGGUGAAUCAGCGAGUGCUCAUUACCUGAUGAGAGCAGGAGAGAGAAAAUUAGCGACAGUGGAGAGAGUCACAUCGAGAUGCUGAUUGGACGCUUACUGUGGCAAAACAGGGGGUGGGGGGUGGGGGGCAAAGUCACAAAUAAACACACAUACAAGUAGCACGCACUGAUUAUGUAGAGACUGAUAUAGCAAUCUUAUGUAUUGUAGACCCUGUUUUAUAGCAUGCCGAGUAGACGAUCUAAGACAUGACCCUGUAGGUUUUACAGUUACAUGAUUUACUGUACGUCAGUGGCUGAUAGCUAAUGCACAAUCUAGCUAGUGUCUCUAGCAAUGCCAUCUCCAAGACAAGACCCUUUAUUUAAGAAAAUGCUCCCUCUCUGCGCAUUUUUUAGCCACAAUUUCCACACACAAUUUCCACUGUUUGUGUCCCGUACUGAUUUGAAGAAGUGUUUGAUGAUAUCACCAAUGGCAUAUGUUCAUCUGUGACUUUUAUACAAGGCUAAAAGCAUCAAUGCCCAAGCCAUAUUUUUGCUGAAAGCAUCAGGAGCAAUCAGCACAAAGAACCCUUUACCGUAGGAUGUGGAGCGAAGGAGAAAAGGUCAAAACGGCUGUAAGGAAUAAGAUGUUAGCAGCGCCGACCAGACUGAACUUUUCUUUAAUUGAAGCUGAGUCACAGAGCUGUGGGUUGUUCCUGGAUAAGGAGGACAAACAAGAGUUAACCUAAUCUACCUGUGGCCGUUUGAUGUUUUCAUUUUUCUCUUUUUACCCACUGACAUAAUUAUCUGUGUUAAGACUGGAUUCUGUGGGGGCUGGCCACACAGGUGACCCGAAAAAAGAGAACGUUCUGGAAACGUUGUUCAGAUAUCUUGUCAAAACGUGGUGGCAUCACUGAUACAUGCUCACUUGUUUGUCACCAUCUACUAAGCACUCUCGUCUUUCCACAGAGAAUAAACUAAUUUUUGUCUGACAUCCCGAACGAGUGUCUUGUCCUUCUUUCUAACAAUGUUAUGAAAUGCAUGUCUCUUUACAGACGUUACUAGGUUGAGGGAUGG
Thunnus maccoyii (southern bluefin tuna) is the source of this 2925-nucleotide messenger RNA. RefSeq names its product RAS (RAD and GEM)-like GTP binding 2 (gene rem2). The record is from RefSeq and is a predicted model, not a curated record. Lineage: Eukaryota; Metazoa; Chordata; Actinopteri; Scombriformes; Scombridae. The coding region runs from base 446 to 1369 and encodes 307 amino acids. Gene Ontology annotation, cellular component: plasma membrane. Gene Ontology annotation, molecular function: calcium channel regulator activity; GTP binding; GTPase activity. The transcript is spliced from 5 exons.